Messenger RNA from Penicillium egyptiacum, 498 nucleotides. The record is from the annotation of a GenBank genome assembly. NCBI's taxonomy places the organism in Eukaryota, Fungi, Ascomycota, Eurotiomycetes, Eurotiales, Aspergillaceae.
AUGGGCCAAAAGGGCCCGCCGUCUAUAUCAAACCCCUCGUCCCUCCGGGUUGUCGCAGGUCGACCAGGGAACAAUAGCGACAGCAACAAAAAGAAACGCAAUGGGACAGAAAAUUUCAAAGAUGACAUAGACAAAGACCUGGACGAGCUUUCUGAAGAAGAAUGGUUCCAAACAGGGGUCGACUUUGUUUUGUCACUGGAACGGCCAUGCCUGUCGCAUAUAUCAAGCGCACAACCCUCGGGCCAUGCCGUGUCAAUGCAAGGCACACUGCUACAACUUGCGCCCCCAACCCUCGAUAGUGAUUCGCGAUGGCAGGUUUCUGCGGAAGUCUUUCAAAAACUGUUCGAGAUGGCAGACAAGCUUGACUUGAACGGGUACAUUACGCCCGUCCAAGCGUGGAACAGGAUAAGGGACCAUGAGAACUUUCCACGAUUGACACGUGAGAGGUUGAAAGCACUGGAGAAUUCCAUGAGGAUUCAUAUCAAGUGUCGGGGGUGA